UUUUAUGUUAUGUUUGUCUCUCCUCUUCUUUCUUGCCUUCACGUUUAAACACGUACAAUUCCCAGUUUCUCUUUCUCUCUCUCUAUGUGUGCGUGUGUGUUGAAAUUCCCCUUUUUCCCCUGUUUGAGUCGUGGAUUUCUUUGGAUAGUUUGGGUUGCUUGCUAGUUGCUAUUAUUGGAAUUGGUAUUUGUUUAAGCAUGUCAGUGGCGAUGAGAAAUAAACCUCUUGAAUUUGGGAGGCCUGUAACAAGUAAAAGAAAAUUCAAGGACUUAUUGCUUCAAAAGGAUAAUCAAUUUUGUGCUGAUUGUAAUGCUCCACAACCUAAAUGGGCGUCGGCUAAUAUUGGAGUAUUUUUAUGCUUUAAAUGUUACAAUGUGCACAGAAGUCUUGAUACUCAUAUAUCAAGGGUUUUGUCUGUGGGGGAUGAAUGGUCAGAUGAUGAUAUUGAUGCAAUGAUUGAAGUUGGAGGAAAUUCUUCUGCUAAUUCAAUAUAUGAAGCUUAUAUUCCAGAAGGAUAUGCAAAACCUCAUCCAGAUUCCAGUCAGGAAGAGCGCACAAAAUUCAUUCGGUCAAAAUAUGAAUAUCAAGAAUUUUUGAAACCAAGUUUGCGCAUUGUGUCUUCGAAAUCUUCUCAUCAAUCAAGUUUCUCCAAACAUAAUGCUGAUAGUUUCCGGAGCUCUUAUGAAUCCAGUUUCUCCAAACGUGAUGCACAUAGUUUUCGAAGCUCUCAUGAACCCAGUUUCUCCAUGCGUAGUGCGGAUAGCUUUCGAAGCUGUCAUGAAUCCAGUUUCUCCCAAUGUGAUGCAGAUAGUUUUCGAAGCACUACUAGUUUAAAGAAUCUGGAAAGAACGAGAGAAUUUAUCGGAAAGUUGCAGGUGAAAGUGAUUAAGGGCACAAAUUUAGCUAUUAGAGAUAUGAUGACAAGCGAUCCAUAUGUUGUCUUGAAACUUGGUAAACAGACUGUUAAGACAAAUGUAAUAAAGAGUAAUUUGAACCCGGUCUGGAAUCAGGUGCUUAUACUAUCUGUUCCUGAGGCUUUUGGCCCAUUGGAUUUGAAGGUGUUUGAUCACGACUUGUUUUCGGCUGAUGAUAUAAUGGGAGAAGCACAGGUAGAUCUUCAGCCCCUGAUUGCAUCAGCAAUGGCAUUUGGAGAUGCUGGAAUGUUUGAUGAUAUGCAGAUAGGAAAAUGGCUAAAAUCGCACGACAAUGCACUAAAACAUGAUAGCACAGUUAAUAUAAUUAAUGGCAGGGUUAAACAAGAGAUAUCACUUAAGCUCCAGCACGUUGAAUGUGGAGAAUUAGACUUAGAACUCGAGUGGAUACCUCUAUAACAUUAACAUCAUGUAUAGUUAAUUAUUAGGCCAAUUUAGUAGAGUUAGAGGUAGCUAGUUUUUGGAUCCUCCGAUUUGAUAUUAAAAAGUUUUUAAAAAUUCUCUUGCAAAGUAAUCGGACCUAUCGAUUACAUAUUCCUAUACAAAAAAAAAGCACAUAACAAAGCCAAUAAAAUUAGAUUGCACACAUCUAACAUUCUUUAUCCAUAAUAAAAAAAUUUAGCCACAAAAUAAACCUCUGGUUCUACGUCUUUUAUUUAUUCACAGAAAUAAAAUAACAAUUUUAAUUUUAAUUUUUAUGUAAUGGGUAUUAAAGGUUAGAUAUAGCCGACCCCACUUAGUGGGACAAGGCUUUGUUGUUGUUGUAUUAAAGGUUAGAUAUAUAUAUACUCUUACUCUUGACUAUAUAUAUUUACAGUGGCACCUAUGCGGCUAUGCCCAAUGAGAUGAUAGGAAAUUAGUAAUGAAAAUGCUAUCACGGGGGAUUAAUUUAGACACCCCUCCUCAGCUCUCCCCCCUACCGAAUAUUACGUCAGAAAGCUCGUCUGUAGGAAA
Molecule: messenger RNA, 1886 nt
Organism: Arachis stenosperma
Lineage: Eukaryota; Viridiplantae; Streptophyta; Magnoliopsida; Fabales; Fabaceae
Product: ADP-ribosylation factor GTPase-activating protein AGD12-like
Exons: 9
Coding region: 198-1331 (377 amino acids)
Molecular function (GO): phospholipid binding; GTPase activator activity
Source: RefSeq, a predicted model, not a curated record